UGAAUACAAAUGUGAACAGUCGGUAAAACGUAUGAUUUAGGUUAAUUUUUAAUGAUUUAAUUGUCGUCCGUUUAAAUGAUCUCGCGUUAUAACAAAAGUGAUAUCGAGUAAAUAGACUACGGUCUUACGAUUAAAAACAUUGACAAUGCCAUAAUGAUGAAGUUUAUCGAAUUAUUGACGACCUGUGUCGUUUUUCAAUAUCUAAUUUCUUUUUGUACGACACAUUUACUUAUAAACGUGAAAAAUCAAGGUGGUGAUAUACUUCUUGAAACGAUAUCAUCUAAUGUUACCGAAGAUGUAAUUACGUUGGAAUUUCAACGUUCUGACGGUACACUUGUAACACAAUUGAUAGACUUUAAAAAUGAGGUACAAGUGAUAAAGGCGUUGGUUCUAGGGGAAGAAGAAAGAGGACAAAAUCAAUAUCAAGUUAUGUGCUUUGUUAAUCAUUUUUAUAAAGUCGAUUUUAUAUCCUCCGACGCUAUGUCUAAAUUACGUCAAAAAAAUCCAGGCACGGUACGUGUUGCCGAAGAGGAUAAAGGUCAUGCCAAUUAUACUAUGGACUUGUUUUUGGAUGUCUCUCAAUCCAAGGAUAUUUCUAAACACGUAGCUAGUCUUUGUAACGAAGCAGCUGGUUCAGCUUAUACAAGAAACGAAGAUAUUAAACAAUGGAUUCAAAGGCCAGGCUCCACAGAGACGUCAUUAAUGGCAGCUGUUUACAACUUUACCUCUACUACUGCGUCACAACAAAAUCCUACUGAAACAAGGUCACAGUUUGUCUCUAAAUGCGCUGACACAUCCAAUUUAUGGGUACCUUGUACAUGUUCUUUAGAACUUUGUAUUGGUUGGUAUCCAUGUGGAUUGAAAUUUUGUAAAGGUAAAACCGAAGGUAGAAAAGUGACUAGCACUUAUAGAUGUGGUAUAAAAACUUGUAAAAAAUGUUUUAUAUUCACUUAUUACUCGAAAAUGAAACAAAAUUGUUUAUGGGACGAAUGACAUAUAAGAACGUUAUUAGAUAUCGAUUCAACAUAAAUUUAUCAUUGAAAUAAUGAUGCGAUUAAAUGUGCACUGUUUGUGCCUCGUCACAAAACUACUACGAUAAAAUUCCUAUUGAAUGAACGGUAUCCGUUUGUUCACUUUCAAUUAAUCACUUUGUACAAUAAUUCUAUGAGUAAUCAAACGACGAUAUAUUGGAUAUGAGCUUUUUAUUAAUUAUGCCGAUGAAAAGAUUUAUUUUCAAUAGCGUCAACUUAUUUACAAAAUAAUUAACUUAAUUGUUAACUCGUUUGAAAAACAGUCCUAUCUAAUUUUUUGUUUUGUUUCUCUUUUUUGUUUUUUUUUAUUUUAUUUCUUUUUUAUUUUGGAGAAUAUCAAAUAUUCUCUUUUGCAAGGAUAACUUGCUUCAUUAAAAUUAAGAUUUUAUGUGCACAAACUGUUACAUGUGACUCUUGUUUAGUUUUCUU
Messenger RNA from Vespa crabro (European hornet), 1460 nucleotides. It is a transcript of the gene oaf, whose product is annotated as out at first protein. Lineage: Eukaryota; Metazoa; Arthropoda; Insecta; Hymenoptera; Vespidae. The coding region runs from base 154 to 993 and encodes 279 amino acids. The record is from RefSeq and is a predicted model, not a curated record. The transcript is spliced from 4 exons.